AUGUUCAGACAUGCGCUACAAGCUGUUGCAUUCCUCAGCGAGGAGAAAAUCGCCGCCAAAGUGGAGCACCUGAAGAAAGCGUUCAGGUGGUCGGAUGCCGAGGUGGGCAUUGCUUUUUCUAAGGCUCCAGCGUUGCUCAUGAGGGCUAAGGAAUCGCUGCAGCGCAGGUCCGAGUUCCUCAUCUCCGAGGUGGGCUUGCAACCGGCUUACAUUGCUCAACAGCCGGCAAUUGUCUGUUACAGCCUAGAGGGCCGGCUCAGGCCCCGGUACUAUGUUGUAAAGUUUCUCAAGGAAAAUGGAUUGCUCAUGCGUGACCCGAGCUACAGUACUGUUUUCAAGAAGGCUGAGAAGGUGUUCAGGGAGAAGUUCAUAUGCCCUUACAAGGAAGCUGCACCACACCUCGAAGAAGACUAUGAUGCUGCUUGUAAAGGGGAAAUGGCGGCUAAUUUCAGAUUCACAUGA
Triticum turgidum subsp. durum (durum wheat) is the source of this 462-nucleotide messenger RNA. The record is from the annotation of a GenBank genome assembly. Lineage: Eukaryota; Viridiplantae; Streptophyta; Magnoliopsida; Poales; Poaceae.